AUGACUUUUUUGAGGAAUUACGGGAUAUUCGAAUUCAAACCUUUACUCCGCGAAUUAUUUACCACGGUUGGAAAGAUUGAGGAAUUUGGCCAUAUAAUCCUGAUAUCCUCACCAACAACGAAAUCAAUUUCUCCACCGUCAACGGUCACCGCGCUUCGUAGAUAUAUCAAUAAGAUAGAGGAAUCAAUCGAGGGUAUAAAUGAUAUUUUGGAGAAAUCAAAACCUGACCUCGUACGGCGUAUAAAAGUCGUGAAUUCAAGCAGCCUCGCCAUGGCGGGAUUAGGUGAGCUUCACCGCGAGGAUUUUGUAAGGCUGCACGACACAGCAAAACGCAAAAAUAACAAAAAAAACAAGCGCCAGGUAAAGGCCUCAGGCGCGCUCUAAGUAAAAGAUGCGAAUCGCCUCAUAAAACGCCGCCAUAACGGGGAUUUAUUGAGGAUUCAUAAACAGCACGUACUUGGGGUGCCGGAGGCGGAGGAUGCUGAGACUCCAAGAG
Molecule: messenger RNA, 496 nt
Organism: Talaromyces stipitatus ATCC 10500
Lineage: Eukaryota; Fungi; Ascomycota; Eurotiomycetes; Eurotiales; Trichocomaceae
Exons: 2
Coding region: 1-384 (127 amino acids)
Source: RefSeq, a predicted model, not a curated record